UCGGAGCCCCCCCGCUGGCGCCCGCACACCUGGGGUGGCAGGGUUUCAGCGCUGGGCUCUGACGUCGGCCUUCAAGGCCUCCUCCCGGGCCGCGGCAGAGGGCGGAGCCGGCAGCCCGCCGCCCCGCCCCCAUCCCCGCCCCCGCGCGCUGCGGGCCUGGGGCGCGGAGAGGGGAGCCCGGCGCAGCGCGCAGACCCCGCGCCCCCAGGCCUGGGGUCCCGGGAGCGCGGGGCUCCCUGAGUUGCGUGUCACCUGCGGGCCGCAGGGUCGGGGCGGGUGCCGGUGCAGGGGCCCAGGAGGUCCCGACAUAUGGCCGUGGGCGGAAACCCCUUCGGGAGCCUCUCCCCAGCCAUGGACAGCCCCAGUCUCCGAGAGCUCCAGCAGCCUCUGCUGGCCGGUGUGGGCUGUGGGCCCCCCAUCCAGAAGCCUGGGGAACCCCAGCUGGGGCCUCCUUUUCGAGAGACAGCCUUUGCGGAGUCCCUGGGGGGUUGGCAGUUCCUACCACUGCCUCUUCCUUCUGUGAGUGCUGGUCUUGGGGAGCCAGGGCCCCCUGACCUGGAGGAUGCGUCAUCCAGUGACAGCGACUCAGGCUGGGACGGGGGCAGCCUUCUCUCCCCGCUCCUACCCCACGACCACCUCGGCUUGGCUGUCUUCUCCAUGCUAUGCUGCUUCUGGCCCGUGGGCAUCGCUGCCUUCUGCCUGGCCCAGAAGACCAACAAGGCUUGGGCCAAGGGGGACGUCCAGGGGGCAGGGGCUGCCUCCCGCCGCGCCUUCCUGCUGGGGGUCCUCGCCGUCGGGCUGGGCGUGUGCACAUAUGCGGCCGCCCUGGUGACCCUGGCCGCCUACCUGGCCUCCCGAGAGCCGCCCUAGUGGCCCCUGUGGCCCCCACUGUGAAUCAGGGGCCGGGAGCCGGGCGCGUCGGCGGGCAACGUGGAGAAUCCGGGUGGAUGAGGCGGCGGCAGCGGCAAGCCCCUCCUUCCUGGCCGCCGCGGCGUGAGAUUAAAUUCCAGACACUCCGCAGCCAAACCUGUGUGUGUGUGUAUGUAUUGGGUGGGGGAAGGGAGGGAGCUCGGGGCGCUGAGACCAGGAAGGGACAGGCCAGGGUGACGACAGGCUGUUCCCGGAGACCUUGGAGCUGGAGAAGGGGGAAUCCGAGGGGCAGAGGGUUCCCAAAUUGCAGAAUGUUCUCGCACCAUGGUCUGUAGAGAACGAGAGCAAGCUGGGUUCCAAGGGUUUACUAGUCCUCAGCUGUGCCACCUUGGCCCAAGUGACUUCUCUUUGAGCCAGUUUCCCUUCUGUAAAAUGGGACCUUCCCCACCCCUGGGAGCUCUGGGGUGGACCCAAUGGGUCACACCUGUAAAGGGCGGUAUCCCUUUGAGCUCUUCCCACAGCCAAGUGGCAGAAACUGGACUCAGGGGCUCAAAUGAAGUGAAUGGUCUGGUCUCUCCAUCUCUUGGCCCUCCUUUCCUGUUGGCCUCACUCUGUACAGGUUUCUGGGGGGAAAGGUGGCCCCAGGUGCUGAGGCACC
Messenger RNA from Ailuropoda melanoleuca (giant panda), 1528 nucleotides. RefSeq names its product transmembrane protein 91 (gene TMEM91). NCBI's taxonomy places the organism in Eukaryota, Metazoa, Chordata, Mammalia, Carnivora, Ursidae. The record is from RefSeq and is a predicted model, not a curated record. Gene Ontology annotation, cellular component: membrane; intracellular membrane-bounded organelle. The transcript is spliced from 4 exons. Bases 310 to 870 code for a protein of 186 amino acids.